GGAUCAUGGGAAAACAAAGACAUGGAAAUGGCUUCCCGGAAGUGAUUGCCGAUUGUUCGAUCACAGCAAAAGAAGUAUUAGGAAAUGGCAGGCAAACAGAGAAUUGGAACAAUUCCACAGAGUAAAGACACUCUUUUGAAGUCUUACAAUAGAAGACUGAAGGAUGACGUAAAAUCCAUGCUUGACAACUUUACAGAAAUAGUAAGGCUCAGUAAGGCUGACAAUGAAAGCCAGGUAUCAAGACUAACUCAAGCUGAGCAAGAUGAAAAUGAAAUGCACACCAGAGCAGCUAAUGUGGUACGUGCUGGUGAAUCUUUGAUGAAACUAAUAUCUGACAUUAAGCAAUUCUUGAUCCUUAAUGACUUUCCGUCUGUCAAUGACUCCAUCGCACAAAGAACAAGAUAUUUGAAGAACACACAUGACGAUUACGACCAUAAGCUGAUGGCGUUGCGGGAUGACCUCGCGGUCGAUUUGUAUGAGAUUGAGGAGGAGUACUACACAUCGAGAUACAAAUGAAAUUACCUUUCUGUAUUUGAACCAAGGAAACAAUUUGUUUAUCUCUCCAGCAUAAGACACACCCAGAUGUUAUGGUUGUUAAAAAAGAAGGGAAUUAACAGGAAUCCCUUGAACUGUUUUGUAAUAGAAUUUAUUGUCUGAGUUAGGCCAGGGUAAUCUUGUUUCACAGCAUGGUAUUUUACUUUGAAAUACACAGAUG
Saccoglossus kowalevskii is the source of this 715-nucleotide messenger RNA. RefSeq names its product mediator of RNA polymerase II transcription subunit 22-like. Gene Ontology annotation, molecular function: transcription coregulator activity. Gene Ontology annotation, cellular component: mediator complex. NCBI's taxonomy places the organism in Eukaryota, Metazoa, Hemichordata, Enteropneusta, Harrimaniidae. The record is from RefSeq and is a predicted model, not a curated record. Gene Ontology annotation, biological process: regulation of transcription by RNA polymerase II.